Messenger RNA from Dermacentor albipictus, 1194 nucleotides. Its product is annotated as E3 ubiquitin-protein ligase MARCHF2-like. Gene Ontology annotation, biological process: protein ubiquitination. Lineage: Eukaryota; Metazoa; Arthropoda; Arachnida; Ixodida; Ixodidae. Gene Ontology annotation, molecular function: zinc ion binding; ubiquitin-protein transferase activity. The record is from RefSeq and is a predicted model, not a curated record.
UCUGCCCCCUCCCCCUCCCCCCCCCCCCCCGGUUUCGCAAGCACGUGCUGCAGUUGCCACACCUAGUAUCCUACGGCGUUUAUCGAACUAUGUAUUAAUUUUAUCUGCAAGGGUAUCAACUUCCUUCCUUCCUGACCCGCAGUAUAGGACAUGGCCGACCAGCUGUUCCAGGUGUACGCCGAGGCGCCCGAGAGCAACGCCGAGCGCGUGUGCCGCAUCUGCCUCCGCGGCGAAGCUCACACCGACGAUCCACUGCUGGAGCCCUGUGCCUGCAGAGGUCCCAGCGGCUUCGCGCACAAGGGCUGCCUCGAGCGAUGGCUCCGCGACCACGACACGGAUCAAUGCGACGUGUGUCACCGCCGCUUCGUGGUGCUCCUCAAGAUGGCGCCGCUGCUUGACUUCUUCACGGACCCCAGCCACAGGGUUGACGUGCUGCGCAUGGUGGUGGAUGCUGUGUCUGCCGCAGGUGACGCCCUGGUGCUCACCUUCGCCUGGAUGUACGCGAGCGGCUUCCUCGGGGCCACCGGGUGGUUCCUCUACGUCCUCGUCAUGUCUGUGCUGCUGUUCCAGACUGUGUUCUGGACCGUGGUCGAGGUCAUACGGAUGAUAACAUGCUACGAGCCGUUGCGCAAGUGGAGGAAGCGGACGGCCUCCGUUGAACUGCUGCUUCAGGGCCGUGACGAACCGGGCGGUGAUGUCCGCAUCCCGAACUGGCAAGCCACCGCUGCGGAGAAGAAGAAAGUGUCCGUGGUCAGCCAUUUCGGCAUACCUUUCCUUGCCUCGCCUAAUCGGCCGCUAACGGGAAGAGAGCCUGGAAGAGAAAGUGCACCGGAUCUCCGUUGGGGACGCGCAUCCGAUGCUUCCUUUGCGCAAGGAAGCAAGGGGCACACCCGCUGACCUGCACGCCCAGUGACACAACGCACCAGUCGAUCCGGCGGGCCUUCCUUGAACUCUAGCUUUUGCGCGACCUCCCGAUACACGCCUUUUGUCGUACUGUCGCCGUACUUUUCGUAAAGCGGUGUGCUGUAUUAACCAUGUUUCGCCCGCUAACGUUUCACGGUUUCCUUGUUUUGGAAUUUUUGUAACUUUGUGCCACACAUCUUACUUUAAAUUUUAAUGUGUACUUGCGAACAAGAUUGAAGGUAAAGUUAGCCUUACUUCGUUUUUUAAUAAAUAUACUCGUUGUCUUCCUAA